This is a messenger RNA of Stylonychia lemnae, 183 nucleotides long. Lineage: Eukaryota; Ciliophora; Spirotrichea; Sporadotrichida; Oxytrichidae. The record is from the annotation of a GenBank genome assembly.
AUGCUACAUAUACUAUAGAGAGCUUUACCCAUUGAGUAAGAAUAUAAAUUUUAAUCGUACUUAGAACAAAGAAUUGAAUAUUAUCAACAGCAUAAAAAAGAGAUGGAUGAGGAAAAUAUGUAUAUUAUUAUUGAACCAGCUUAAACUAAGACCUUUGAUAAAAUGAACUCUCUAUCUCAAUGA